This is a messenger RNA of Sycon ciliatum, 2173 nucleotides long. RefSeq names its product ras-related protein Rab-13-like. The record is from RefSeq and is a predicted model, not a curated record. The coding region runs from base 413 to 1093 and encodes 226 amino acids. The transcript has 8 exons. Gene Ontology annotation, molecular function: GTPase activity; GTP binding. Lineage: Eukaryota; Metazoa; Porifera; Calcarea; Leucosolenida; Sycettidae.
AGUGAGGCCCUAGCCCUAGGCCAGCUAGGAUCACAGAUAGACCACGGCAGUCUGCUUGCUACCGCUAGCUAGCUGCUCAGACGCUACACUGCAGCAUGCUUCAUCCUUUCCACCUUUCACUAACUUUGUACAAGUAGACAGUCUAGUUCUCCGCCGGUGUCGUCGUCCCCGGACGCGCUUCCGUUGGUUUGGUCUGUGCUGGCUGAGACAUGACGAUGUUGCUCCGUCGCUCUAGCUCUGCACGCCGACUCUAAUCGACUGCGGGAUCGACCGCUCCGGCGUUGUCAGUGCAGUAGACACGCCGUCACGGUGUCGUUACCUGGUUACCCGAUCGGCAAAGCAGCUGGUAGUACGAGCAUUUCCUCCUCGCUGAACUGGAGCUGAAACUCACCACCGGCACCCGGCAACGAUUAUGUCGACGCCCGCCGACCCAGACGGCCUCCAGUAUCCUCAGGGAACGCUGAAAAACUACGACAUACUCCUGAAAAGCAUGUUGAUUGGUGACAGCGGGGUGGGAAAGAGCUGCUUCAUGGCCAGAUUCGUUGGUGGACAUGUCAACAACACACACAUCGCCACAAUAGGCAUUGACUUCAAGAUGCAAACCGUCACCGUGGACGGUGUGCGUGUACGAAUGCAAAUCUGGGACACAGCGGGUCAGGAACGAUUCAACUCUCUGACGGAUCAGUACUAUAAGCGAGUAAAUGGAAUCUUCUUAGUUUAUGAUAUCACCGACGUUACAUCAUUUCACAACGUCCGGCGUUGGAUGGAUAGUAUUUCAGAGAAAGCCGAUCGUGAUGUGAGGACAAUGAUCAUCGCCAACAAGUACGACCUGGCACGCCUACGUGUGGUCAGUCGCAAGGAAGGAGAGCGGCUUGCAACAGAGUAUGGAGUUCCGUAUGUAGAAGCGAGUGCAAUGGAAGGCAUCAAUGUGCAAGAGGCAGUCCAUAAGCUAUGUCGACUACUACUGAGAAAGAAGGACAUUGGUGCUGGAAGGAAGAAGUCUCUGAGUGGCUAUGAAGACAUUGAUCAAUCCGAACAAACCACCCUAGUGCUGGAAGCAGAUGCCGAGAAGGAGGCAGGCUGUAGCUGCUGACCAGUUCUGUGAGUGCUGUGUAGUGGAAUGGUAGUGACAUGCCGUAUGAAUCACCAGUCCUGAUCUCAGCUCGGUGACAUGUAACGACUAGGAAUAACAGACCGUACUCACAAGCCACUGCCACUGCCACCCAGACCAGAAGUGAGUGCCGGAGAACUGCAGCAUGGACAUGCAUGCUACUCGUUGUCUCCAUGACGCGGAUCACAGCCCGUGUACACAACAACAACACCAUGAUGUCGGCAUCUAUUAUUUAUGCGUGGCCAUGUCACCUCAGAUCGACACCCAUGAAUACCUGUAUCAACUCAGUUGAAGGCACUCAUCCGCCUGUCUUGUAGACUGUACAUCAUGCUCUGCAGCAGGUUACAUCAUGUCUAUGACCAUCACAAUCAUCGGAUGUUUGCUAAAGUCUAUGUCGCACCGGCACACUAGCCCUUGAGUGUUUCAUAAGAGAAUGCGCCGUUGCGGCAUGCAUCUGCAAACUGUCCUGUUCAAAAAGUGUGCAGUGGUGAUCGAAUUUGCUUCGAUAAUAAUAGACGUGACUAUAUUUUCUAGAACAAAUUCGACGUGUCUCCAUUUCUUCAAUGUAGUACGUGCAUCUGCGCGCUCCACACCAGUCCAAAAGAACAGUGAGAUUUUGUUAUCUAUUAUCCAAAAUUUUACCGUUAUGUCUGAUUUUAGUCCUGAACUAUUGUACAAUCUGCGGUUGUCAGUGGUUGAAUGCCUCCUGAGGGAAUGAGCUUGCGUAGUUGCUGUUUUGUCAUUGUUGAUAUCAUUGAUUAACGAUAAUGUUGUCUCUUUUAUUUCCUGACAGUGAAGUUAAUUAUAUCAUCUGCUUUGACUCUUCAUCGGCCUACAUUUGCAUGUAGCUACUGUAACGUUUUGACUGUUGUCAGUGACGUGGUGACCUGGUGACCUGGUGACAUCGUGUAUUCAAUGAUACGAUGUCAUGUAGUCGGUUCUACUUACUAAUUUAGUUACUUGCAGCUUGUGCAUGUAAAGUGCCUUUCUUGCCCGUCUGUUCUAACGGCUUGCGGCAACCAACCACUACAGAAAGUAGUCAUACCGACUUUGUGCCCUUUA